Molecule: messenger RNA, 1049 nt
Organism: Mercurialis annua (annual mercury)
Lineage: Eukaryota; Viridiplantae; Streptophyta; Magnoliopsida; Malpighiales; Euphorbiaceae
Product: probable complex I intermediate-associated protein 30
Exons: 8
Coding region: 158-844 (228 amino acids)
Biological process (GO): mitochondrial electron transport, NADH to ubiquinone; mitochondrial respiratory chain complex I assembly
Cellular component (GO): mitochondrion
Source: RefSeq, a predicted model, not a curated record
CGUAGUUUAGGUAGUCUUAAAUUACAAAAUCAAUGCCGAUGCGCCUCUGCUUCAGCUUCCCAUUUCCCGACGGUAAACGGUGAUCGGUGGACUCACGUCUGACGGUAACGGUAGUGGUGACCAACAGUUAACAGAAGGCUUAGGUAGAUUGCGGUAAAUGUCAAGAUUUAGAGCAAUUUGGCAAGCUUCUUUGAAUGCAACAAAGAAAGCUCUCACAUGGAGUGCUGAAGAUUUGUUGCCUCCAAAUGAGAAGCUCAUUUUUAAUUUUAAUUCAAAGGAAGAGCUAAAGAAAUGGCAUUUAUACUCUGAUUCUGAGUAUGGAGGUAUGUCCUCAGCGUCGUUGGAGAUCAUAGAUUCUGAAGAUGGUCAGAAGGGUACUGGGGUUUUCUCUGGGAAUUUAUCAUUGGAUGUAUCUGAGGGCACAAAGUGGAACAUAAACCGAAGUGGUUUUGGUGGAAUGCGGUCCAAGAAGUUUGACGGUUUCAUUGAUUUAGAUGCAUAUGACACCAUAGCUCUAAAGCUUAGAGGUGAUGGAAGAUGCUAUAUUUCAACGAUUUAUACAGAGAAUUGGGUAAAUUCACCUGGACAAAUGGAAGAUAAUUCAUGGCAAGCUUUCGUUCAAGUACCCAAAGACAAUUGGUAUAUUACAAAGAUUCCUCUUGCUCGAUAUUUGCCAACAUGGAGAGGAAAUGUGAUAGAUGCAGAGAUGGAAAUGAAUCAAUCCCGUAUUCUAGGCAUGUCCCUAUCUGUUAAUGCAAGUAGUGUUGUUCCCGGUGCUACUUCCGGACCAGGUGAUUUCAAAGUCGAAAUUGAUUGGAUCAAGGCCUUGAGAACAAUACAGUGAAUCGUCAAAAACCGCUUUGGGAACAUUCCUAAUUUGCUGAUCUAAGCAUUCAUUAUAGGUGCAUUCUUAUGCUUUGCACUCAUUUUUCCUGUAAUUCUCCUUGGGUCAUCAAAUGUUGUUUCUUAUGAUAAUGUGUCCAUCAGACAUAAUUAUCUGUCUAUUCCUAGACCUUAUCAAAAUAAGGGCUACGUGGGGCUUAAUUUUA